This is a messenger RNA of Aspergillus wentii DTO 134E9, 2748 nucleotides long. It is a transcript of the gene schA, whose product is annotated as serine/threonine protein kinase SCH9. The transcript is spliced from 2 exons. Gene Ontology annotation, molecular function: ATP binding; protein serine/threonine kinase activity. The coding region runs from base 1 to 2748 and encodes 915 amino acids. Gene Ontology annotation, biological process: protein phosphorylation. The record is from RefSeq and is a predicted model, not a curated record. Lineage: Eukaryota; Fungi; Ascomycota; Eurotiomycetes; Eurotiales; Aspergillaceae.
AUGGCUAAUCGGUUUCUCAGAAAUGGUGCACAGGAAGACGAUAACCAGAGUCAAGUCGGUUCCAAUAGAUCAACUCCAACUGGCAUUGUGACCCCACAUCCUGACCCAGCGGACAAACGUCAGCCGUCCAUAAUGCAUAAUUACUUCCAGGUUGGUGCCUCUUGCGGUGAUAAGCCCAAUCCUUCCAAACCAUCCUUCUCUCCCCCAGAGAGUCCUGCUUCCACGAACAACAUCCAGUCGAGUACGCAUGCCACGGGGACACGGGAGAACCCGAGCUCCAGUCGUUCUUCUUCUUCCGGGUCCUUUGUCAUGAUGAAGCGUUCGGAGACUUCGGGGCUUAAGGCGCCCGCUCAAGUAGGCGGAAAACUUGGAGCAAAGGAUACCAUGCCCGAGGCCUUGCUUCCCACGAACUUGCCCACUCCCCCAUAUUGCUCCGCUUCCUCCCUUUUGCAGAAAGAACCCGAUGAGGCAGACCUUUGUUCUUCUGGCCCGGAUAAGGGCAUGGGCUCUACCAUUUUUACUGCUUUGAAAAGCUAUCUCUCUUCGCCCGCACACCCUUGCUCUGAUUCUCAAGCACGACGUCAUACCUCCCUCCCAGUCUCCAGCAUCUCUGACGACCCUGUCCUUGCCUCUCACUUCUCCAAUCCCUCUCUCCCCCAUGCCUCAGAUGCGUUGUGUUCGUCGGAAGCUCCUCUCCUCGAGCACGAGAAGCCACAUGUCUCAAUGUCUUCUGAGAAUCUUGCCAAGCUAACUGGAAACGCGCCCGAUGGGUCGCGUCUAAAGAAUACUCCUCCCCUUACGCCACGAGCCAUGUCCAACGAAGGCCAGCAGACCGAAAAGAGCCCCCCAGUGUCGUCGUCCCCUCGCCCGUCUGAGCCGUCUGAGCCAUCACAGCCGCCGCAGACAGAUGAGACCCCGAAUCCUACCGACGAACUCUCUGGGAAGCUUAACGAGGCGUUUCCUUCCCAACCAGAUGCCGCUCAACAAUCCGGCGCGCCUACCGGUUCGAUCAAGGGUAAACUAUUUGUCAAGAUUUCCGAGGCCAGAGGGCUGCGACCAGGGUUCGAUCCGUAUGUGGUGUGCGUGUUCGAAUGGAACGAAUGUAUUUCCAAGAGUGCCCAGGAUGAGGAGGAGGCCUCUAUUGAACGGCAACAGAAGGAGCUGGAGAAGACUGCUCUCGAAACAGGUCGACCACCCAUGGCCAUUCCGAUGAAGAGUCGACAAAGCAGCAACAACAGUAGCCUAGAAGGCCAUGACCACAAGGGGAGAUCACCUGUAACUGAUCCCCACUGGAACCACGAAGCUGUCUUUGAUGUCCUCGGCGACCAAUCUCAGGUCGAUGUGUCGGUCUAUGACCGUAAUAACCAGGAAGCUUUCCUGGGUCAUGUACGACUAGGAAUCAAUCUGAAGGACGACAAUAGCCGACUGGAGGGAUGGUUUCCUUUGACAGCCCGUGGGGCAGGCGAUAGUCAGAUUUCCGGCGAAAUCUACUUGGAGAUGCGCUUUGAGCAAACAGACAAGAAGCAGGUUGGGCCGAAUGAUUUCCAGAUCCUCAAGCUCAUCGGAAAAGGAACCUUUGGACAGGUCUACCAGGUCAUGAAGAAGGAUACGGAACGCAUCUACGCCAUGAAGGUUCUGUCGAAGAAGGUGAUCAUUCAGAAGAAAGAGGUGGCACACACACUUGGAGAGCGCAAUAUUCUCGUCCGGACAGCCAUGGCAGCUUCUCCAUUUAUUGUUGGACUGAAAUUUUCCUUCCAGACGCCUACCGACCUCUACCUUGUUACUGACUACAUGUCUGGAGGAGAGUUGUUUUGGCAUCUUCAGAAAGAAGGGCGAUUUCAAGAGGCACGAGCGAAGUUUUAUAUCUCGGAGCUUAUCUUGGCCCUUCAGCAUCUCCACGAGCACGAUAUUGUUUACCGGGAUCUCAAGCCGGAGAACAUCCUGCUUGACGCCAACGGCCACAUUGCCUUGUGUGACUUUGGUCUCUCCAAGGCGAACCUUAACAAGAACGACACCACCAACACAUUCUGCGGAACAACCGAGUACCUGGCGCCAGAGGUGUUGUUGGAUGAGCAAGGAUAUACCAAGAUGGUCGAUUUCUGGUCUCUCGGUGUUCUAGUUUUCGAGAUGUGCUGCGGCUGGAGUCCCUUCUACGCGGAAGAUACACAGCAGAUGUACAAGAACAUUGCCUUUGGCAAGGUCCGAUUCCCGCGAGACGCCCUCAGUACAGAAGGAAGGAAUUUCGUCAAGGGCCUGCUCAACCGAAACCCCAAGCACCGACUGGGAGCCAAGGAGGAUGCUCUCGAGCUGAUGGCACAUCCUUUCUUCCACGAUGUUGACUGGAACGCGUUGUGUCGCAAGGAAGUCAUCCCUCCGUUCAAGCCGAAGCUCAAGUCUGACACGGACACAUCGAACUUCGACCCCGAGUUUACCAACGCACUUGACAACAACACUCGGUUGAAUGACCGAGCAGCCGCAUUAGCGAAUGGACUGAUGCCCGCAUCCACACCACUGUCCCCGGGUAUGCAGGCCAAUUUCAAGGGGUUCACAUUUGUCAACGAAAGUUCGAUGGAUCACCACUUUACGGAAGACCCCGACGAACACAUGGAAGAAGAUGACAACUAUGACGGCAGGUGGCAACGAUCCCACCGGUCCGGCAACUCAGUUGAUCACCAGAUGGGUGGUGUCCCCAAGACGGCUGAGGGCGAGGCUGGCAUCUUCAACGUUGACGAAAAUUUUGACAUGUGA